AUGGUAUAUGACCCCAGUCAAACUCGCAAAAAUUUACCACCUGUCUGAUAACAAGUGCUGGAAAUGUAAAGAGUGUGAAGGAACGUUCUUUCACCUCUGGUGGACCUGCCCUAAAGUGAAGGCGUUCUGGGAAAUGAUUUAUAAUGAAUUGAAAAAGGUAUUUAAAUAUACUUUCACUAAGAAACCAGAGGCUUUCCUUUUGGGUAUUGUCAGCCAAGGGGUGGCAAAGAAGGACCAAACAUUUUUAUGUAUGCAACAACA
This is a messenger RNA of Podarcis lilfordi (Lilford's wall lizard), 261 nucleotides long. The record is from the annotation of a GenBank genome assembly. NCBI's taxonomy places the organism in Eukaryota, Metazoa, Chordata, Lepidosauria, Squamata, Lacertidae.